UGAUUAGACUCUCUCUCUCUCUCUCCCCUCUCCAGUGCUUGUUUUGUUGAGUUUUUGUUUUGCAUUUUCACCCUGGUCUCUCAGUUGAUAGUUGAACUGAAGCAAAUGGAUUAUGCGCUUGUUGGGUCCUUCCCCAAAGCAUCUUUAGGUAGUAGCGUUUGGAGAAGGGACAAUCCCAACAAGAACUACUUUUCAGGUUCAUAUGUAGCAGUCAGGGUUUCAAGGUGCAAAGCAUGGGACGUCCUAGAAAGAUACUGUGGUGCUGGAUCUCAGCAACAUCUUUUGAAGCGUCAUACCAUAGGCACUAAGGAAAAGUCUACAUUCUACAGGAGGCAUGAUAAAAAGUUCUUGGUGAAUGCUACUGCUGGCCACCCUCUUGAAUCCGAACCUGAUACUUAUAAUCCAAAAAGCAUAUGGAACUCUAUCAAAAAUGGUGUAGAUGCUUUUUACAGGUUUUCAAGGCCGCACACAGUUAUAGGCACAGCAUUGAGCAUAAUGUCAGUUUCUCUCCUUGCAAUCGAGAAUCUGUCUGAUUUCUCUCCAUUGUUUUUCACGGGGGUGCUGGAGGCUGUAGUUGCUGCUCUGUUUAUGAAUAUUUAUAUUGUUGGUUUGAAUCAGUUGUCUGACAUCGAUAUAGACAAGGUUAACAAGCCUUAUCUUCCAUUGGCAUCGGGGGAAUAUUCAAUUGGAACUGGCAUCAUGAUUGUGACAUCUUUCCUAAUUAUGAGCUUUUGGCUAGGAUGGGUUGUUGGUUCAUGGCCAUUGUUUUGGGCCCUUUUCAUCAGCUUUGUACUUGGAACUGCUUAUUCAAUCAAUUUACCACCAUUGAGAUGGAAGAAAUCUGCUGUAGUUGCUGCAAUGUGCAUCCUAGCUGUUCGGGCGGUGAUAGUCCAAGUUGCUUUUUUCCUGCACAUGCAGGUGCACGUGUACAAAAGACCAGCUGCCUUCUCUAGGCCCCUAAUCUUUGCAACUGCAUUUAUGAGCUUCUUCUCAGUUGUUAUAGCAUUAUUUAAGGACAUACCUGAUAUUGAGGGAGAUAAAAUAUUCGGCAUCCGAUCUUUUACAGUACGCAUGGGGCAAAAGCGGGUCUUUUGGAUUUGUAUUUCGCUACUUGAAAUGGCUUAUGGUGUUGCCGUUUUAGUGGGAGCAUCAUCUGGCUUCAUGUUGAGCAAAUGCAUCACGGUUUUGGGACAUGCAAUUUUGGCUUCGGUACUGUGGAACAGGGCCAAAUCUGUCGAUCUCAACAGCAAAGCUGCAAUCACAAGCUUUUACAUGUUUAUAUGGAAGCUGUUCUAUGCAGAGUACCUACUUAUACCGCUUGUUAGAUGACGAUUGCAACUUUUUUCGGAGUCAAGGUUGCCUUCAUAAACUUAAAGGGUGAAAAUCAACUGCUGGUAGGUGGAAUUUGAGAAUACAAUUAGGAAACUUAUGAGUGCAUCCAGUGACUGCAUUCGUUUAUCUGCAUUUGGUACUCUGUUAUUUCCUUGGUACAUUAUGUCACCCUCCUGGACUGGAUUCCUGGAAUUUUUUUAGGAACAAGAGAGAACAUUGAUCUAGCAUGUUGCAUACACAAGAUAAUGCACUCGACUCGUCUGGAGCCUUUUUUGCAUAUCGAUUGAAAUGUCGGAAUGAUUUGCUUUA
Molecule: messenger RNA, 1641 nt
Organism: Pyrus x bretschneideri (Chinese white pear)
Lineage: Eukaryota; Viridiplantae; Streptophyta; Magnoliopsida; Rosales; Rosaceae
Product: homogentisate phytyltransferase 1, chloroplastic
Exons: 13
Coding region: 106-1329 (407 amino acids)
Cellular component (GO): membrane
Molecular function (GO): prenyltransferase activity
Source: RefSeq, a predicted model, not a curated record